Molecule: messenger RNA, 1620 nt
Organism: Exophiala viscosa
Lineage: Eukaryota; Fungi; Ascomycota; Eurotiomycetes; Chaetothyriales; Herpotrichiellaceae
Product: Golgin subfamily A member 7/ERF4 family-domain-containing protein
Exons: 1
Coding region: 296-1183 (295 amino acids)
Biological process (GO): protein targeting to membrane; peptidyl-L-cysteine S-palmitoylation
Cellular component (GO): endoplasmic reticulum palmitoyltransferase complex
Source: RefSeq, a predicted model, not a curated record
UCGCAUCCUCAAUCCCAUCAACUACAUCCCCCGUCCUACCCGAGUACGUGUUCAACCUCAAUCUCAGCCUCAACAUCAGCGCGAAAUCUCGACCGACGUUGGUAGCGGUGGUGAAAUCCACACUCUCUUGACUCUUCCCGAACAGCGUCGAUCGCGCCAACACUCACCCACCGAUCCUAUUGUCGAGCACAGCCCCCAUUUGGCGCCGCAAGCUAGUAACCGCACCAGCAUUGGCCUGCCUCCCAACCAGCAACGUGGAAACAUACCGGUAUCUCCUUCUCGGGGGUUAGGACUGAUGGUCGAUCCAGAAAAGCAGGAGCGUAAUGGCAUUAAAGAGCCGGAAAAAGCACAUACCAUACCUACCUCGAGAUAUAACCCACAGGCGCGCGAUCCAGAAGCACAACAAGGUACUUCGGUACUAGCACAGACUUAUGGGGUCAAUCCAUUGGAUCAGCCUUUACAACCUCCUCGCCGCAUUACAUCCCAUCGCUCUCUAAAACGCGCUCAAUCCACUGCCUCAAUACAUUCCUCAGCCUUCGCUCGGACAAAUACUGACGGGAUACCUCCUGUGCCUGGUUCGCGGGAUGAUGUUGGUCAAGGCUAUCCGGGAGUCGAUGAAGGUAGCGUAGGAGAAGAGCUCGUUUGGGGCCCAUCCCAUCCAUGCUUCCCACACCAAAAUCCGCACGUCCCGCUGGAUUCUCCCGAGUACUCUUCUACGCGGAUCAUACGGAUACGACGAGAUUGGAUGGUUGCCGGCGAUCUGGCUCCCACGUACUCCAAUAUCUACCCUGAGAUCUUGGAUCCUCUGAUGCAAGAGCAAGAAUUUCGCUACGUGAUCGAGCAUAUCAAUCAAACCUUGGUUCAGGCUUACGACCCUUUCUCGUCCUGGAAUUGGUUGGAUGGCUUUCUGGGUCUCAUAACUGGUUGGCUGUGGGAGGAUUUUCGACCUACAGGUAUCAAAGGCCAAUUGAAGGCUUUGGAGGAGUGGUUGGAGGACUGGAAUCAUACCGUGGGUGCAAGGGAGGGCGUCAAGAUUAUCCCACUUCGACGUACAGGCUACCUGAAUCUUGACAUACAAAUCCCUGAUCCACAGGUGCGCGUGGUCGGCGACGGAGAUGCUGAAUCACAACAGCCUCCAUCUUCAGCAGUACCGGAUGGAGGAGGACUGCAAAAGUUGCCAUGAUAACCGACUGCUCUCUUCUAUUUCGUCCUUGUGGGAACUUCUUUCUUUUGUGACAGAAUUGUCUUUUUCUUGGCUGGGCUCGACCUGGCUGUGUUCAAUUAUUGGAGUCCAGGUCUCAUGGGUUAUGUGAGCGUUUUCCAGCAUGGCGUUUUAUCGACAGUUCGGCACUUUUAUUGGCGGGCACUGGGACGAGCGAGAAGGAAUUGAAAAAGUGAUAGUGGGACUUUGCAUGUAGGUCCUGGCUGUUUCGCUGUUGAGAGAGAAGGACCUACUCCGGCUAGAUAUGUUAUAUCAGCAUGAUGAACAAGCCAGCCCGACAGUCGUGUACAUGGGCUUGUCUCUCCAUGUCAUUCAUCAUUCUCCCCAAAUUUUUCUAGCCUUGACUUGUUGACCUCUUGAUGGAUUGCUGUGUUCAUUCUGAUGUAAGGCCAGACUCG